CAUGAUCUAUAAUCGCACAGAACAGCAAAGAUGAAGCUGGUAAUAAGCGUUGUUGUGUUGAUGUGUGUUGGAGCCGCACAGGCACAGGGUACAAUUACUCUAACAUUAGACAUCCUUAGUGAAAUCCAGAAGAUUAAGACCAUAGAGGAAAGGUUAAAUGCUCUGGAACUAAAGAGCAAGAAUGAAGAAAAGAUGAAAGUGGCUUUUUCAGCCUCACCGUCAGAUAUAGGGUAUAUUGGCCCUCAGGAUGAAGCAAAAACUCUUGUGUAUGAAAAUGUGUUUACUAACAUUGGAAAUGCUUAUGACUCCACUACAGGGAUCUUCACUGCACCAGUAAAAGGAGUUUAUUUCUUCAACUUCGUGGUCUUCAAUGCUGCUGCUCCUGAGAGCGGUGUGAAACUGCUAAAGAAUGACAAGUUGGUGGUGGCAGCAACAGAUAACCCACCCCUGGAACUCACCGAGGACACGGCCUGUAACUCUGUCACUCUCCUUUUGGAGCAAGGGGAUCAGAUUCGUCUUCAGCUCAUAGAGAAGCGUCGGAUCUACACAGAUAACUUGAACCGGAACACCUUCAGCGGACACCUUCUGUUUACUGUGUGAAUGUCUGUGGCCGGUUGCUUAGACUAAACUGCUUAGACUAGUCUUAAAAGUAGUCAUCUAAUUUUUUAAUUCAGUGACAUACAGUAAAAGGUCUAAUUAGAAUCAGAAAGAGCCCUAAUUAAUUACUAGUUGGUCAGACUAGUUAAGACACAGUUAGGCCAGUUAGGUUUUAUUUAAGAUACAAAAAAUAACAAAAUCAAUCAAGUAGUCAUUCAAAAGUCAUGUAAAAAAAUUGGUACAAGUAAUUCAAUUUAAUAAUCGUAAUUUUCAACAUAUUCGAAACAAUUUAAAUAUGAGUGCUGCUAAAACCUACUUUUAUUCUAUGAUCAUUUCUCAUAUGGACUACUGUUUAACUAGUUGGUCACUUGCUUGUCCCACAACACUAAAAACUAUUGAAAAUCCUUACAAAGAAAGUUUAAAAAUACUUGACAAAAAACCCAUUUCUCACCAUCACUGUAAUAUUUUAAAAAAGCAUAGAUUAUUGGAUCUUAAUAAUAUGAUUAAUCUUAAAAGAGCUUGUCUGAUUUACAAGGCCCUACACUCCCUCGCACCACCACCGUUGAAUGAUUUUAUUAAAUAUAAAGAUAGCGCAGAAAGGAUCACGCGAGCUACUACCAGAGGUGACCUGGCAAUACCCCACAGACGCACCACCUUUGGACAGACUGUGCUGUCUGUUCAUGGUGGGAAUCUGUGGAAUAGUCUUCCAUUAGCAUUGAGAGAAAUUUCUACGUAUGAUAUUUUUAAAAUUCAGAUGAAGAAUUGGCUCUGGUUAAACCAAACCUGUAGUCAUUCUUAGUAGCAAUCUAUAUUUCUAUUUAAAAAAAAUUUUUUAUUGGGAGAUAACUGUAUGUAUGUGGUGAUUGUGCGUAUAUGUGUAGAAACUUAGUGGAGUGUGUAAUGAGUGGAUUGUGUAAUCAUGUGAAUCGUGUAAAGUGAGUAAUGUGCAAUGUGAAGUGUGUACAAUAAUUGUGGAUCGUGCAACAUGAGCUUGUGCAAUAAUGUGAUUGUGUAAUUUUUUUUUUUGUUUGUUUUGUUUUGUAUAUGAAACUUGGUUGUUUAUGUAUUGGCUCUUGUGAUUACAGUCCUGGGGACAACGGAUGGAAAUUAGCCUUUGGCUACAAUCCGGUGUGUUUACAUCCAUGUAUUAUCAAUGUUUGUUCAUUAACACACACUGUCCCUAUUAAAAAAAAAAAAAAAAAAAAAAAGUAAAAAUUUUUUUCCUGAAGCUGUAAAGAAAAUUGGCAAGACAAUCAAAAGUGACAAAAAGACAAGAAAGUUGUAAAUUGGCUACAAUCCUUCAAAUGUAGCACCAUUUCUCUUAUUGAACACUAUAACUGUUUGUAGACACUUCCAUUCUAUAUGUAAUGGAUUUUUAUUUUUUUAAUUAACCAUAACUAACAUUUCAUUUUCUUGCUGGCCUAACAUUUAACAUUUGAGAACAAAAUCUAUUAACCAAGGUUUGUGUAUCUAUACUUAAGACACUGGCUAGACAGUUAUCUAAAUAUAAUAGCCCCAUGACAUACGGAGUAAUCAAUGAACCAAUAACCUCAUGAUAACCUCUUUUCAUGCCAUGUAUCUAUCCUAUAUAAACUAUUCUUUUUAAUGGUGGGAUUCUCUGUGCUUGAUACGAGGUCCUCUCCAGCUGUGAUUAAAGCAUAUUCAAAGGCA
Molecule: messenger RNA, 2268 nt
Organism: Megalobrama amblycephala (Wuchang bream)
Lineage: Eukaryota; Metazoa; Chordata; Actinopteri; Cypriniformes; Xenocyprididae
Product: adiponectin-like
Exons: 3
Coding region: 31-600 (189 amino acids)
Molecular function (GO): protein binding
Source: RefSeq, a predicted model, not a curated record